GACUAUUAGAACUCAUUCGAUAGAUUAAAAAGCAAAAUGUCGCAAGAGAAGCCACGUGAAUUAGGGGUGACACUUCCGAUCUCUACUGCCAAACCUACGGAAGCCGAAUUGAAACUGACCGACGAUCUUUUGAAAACUUUGCACGACUAUGGUCUCUUUGAAAGCGAGCACGAAGCACAAAAACGUGUUAUUGUCUUGGGAAAAUUAAAUAAGAUGGUCAAGGAAUUUGUCUAUCGUGUGAGUAAGAUGAAAGGAUUCCCCGACUCACUCGCACGAGAAGCAGGAGGAAAGAUCUUUACUUUCGGCAGUUAUCGACUUGGUGUUCACGGUGCAGGGGCCGAUAUUGAUACGCUGUGCGUUUUCCCUAAGCAUGUCGAAAGAGAACAGUUUUUCACCAUCAUGUACGAUAUGCUGAAAGAGAGACCGGAAGUGACAGAGCUCACAGCUGUGCCGGACGCCUAUGUCCCUGUAAUUAAAAUGCAUUUUUCUGGUAUACCUAUUGAUUUUGUAUGCGCCCGUCUAGCGAUCGCUCAAGUACGGGACGAUCUUAUACUCGCGGAUAACAAUCUUUUGAGAAAUCUCGAUGAACGUUGUAUUCGAAGCUUAAACGGUUCUCGUGUAACGGAUGAGAUUUUACGUCUGGUGCCGGAUAUUCCAGCGUUUCGUAUCGCUUUACGAACCAUUAAACUGUGGGCGAAACGACGAGCGAUUUACUCCAAUGUAAUGGGAUUUUUGGGUGGUGUAGCUUGGGCCAUGCUGGUAGCGAGAAUAUGUCAGUUGUAUCCCAAUGCUUGCGCUGCAUUCAUUGUGAACCGCUUUUUCCGUAUUAUGUUCAAAUGGAACUGGCCUCAGCCGGUGCUUUUAAAACAUCUGGAGGAUGGGCCAUUACAAGUAAGAGUGUGGAAUCCAAAGUUAUAUCCGGCGGAUAAAAGUCAUCGAAUGCCGAUCAUCACACCCGCUUAUCCUUCAAUGUGCGCUACACACAACGUGACGGAUUCUACAAGGACCAUCAUGAUUACGGAAUUUGGACGAGCCGCCGAGAUUGUCGACACAAUUGUCAUUGGAACAGGCAACUGGUCCGAUCUGUUUGAGAAGAGUAACUUUUUCCACUCGUACAAACACUAUCUACAAGUCAUUGCGAGCUCGGAUUCAUCGGAAGCCCAACUCAAAUGGCACGGUUUGGUGGAAUCGCGACUACGUCAAUUGGUGCUGAAACUCGAGUUGGUGGAUUUGCUUGUGUUGGCUCAUCCAUACAUUAAGGGCAUGGAUAAAGUGCACUAUUGUCUGACCGAUGAAGAAUAUCGCGACGCUACACGCGGCAUUUACAAGCAGGAUUACACAUUUUCCUUGAGCGAAGGCAGUAUGGAGACCAAUCAUAUAGGAUUGCUCAAAGAGCGAGGUCUGGUGACCGACGAGAAUGAAGCCAGUGUACGUUCCCUUUACUCGACCACUUUCUAUAUCGGUCUGGAAGUGGAAGCCAAGCCUGCUGGUUCCACCGGUCCCCGUAAGCUAGAUAUCUCAUGGCCGACUCAGGAAUUCAUCAAACUUGUAAAGAGUUGGGAUAAAUUUGAUGAGAAUAGCAUGAGUAUCACCGUGAAAAAUAUCAGAGGAGCCGCUUUACCCACGGAAUUACUUGGUGAAGAGAAGAAUUUAAAGAGAUCUCAAGCAAAGACCAAGGGAGGAAGCGCAGCACUAUCGGGAUCGGAGAAGCCAUCAAAGAAGUUGCGCAGCGAGGAAGAAGCUCCCAGUUCGUUGACUGGGAAUACGUUGAUGCCUUCUCCAGCUGCGACCAAACCACCAGCGUUAGAAGAGGUAGCCGGUGCAUCGAGUAUUCCUGUUGGAAACACAGGCAAGGAAUAAUAUGUACACCUUUCAAGAAGCCACCAUCCAUCGAGCUUUUUCAUGAAAUUACUCUUUUUUUUUCAUUUCUAUCGUAGAUCAUACUUCCAUUCCUUUGCAAAGUAUCUCAGCGAUACUUCUGACUCUAUUUUUUUUUUUUUUGUCGAUUUGAAUUGUACAUACAGUAUAAGCAACCGGUCUAAUAAACAACGGGGAAACGUUUUCUCCACC
Molecule: messenger RNA, 2070 nt
Organism: Radiomyces spectabilis
Lineage: Eukaryota; Fungi; Mucoromycota; Mucoromycetes; Mucorales; Radiomycetaceae
Product: Poly(A) polymerase central domain-containing protein
Exons: 11
Coding region: 37-1860 (607 amino acids)
Cellular component (GO): nucleus
Molecular function (GO): RNA binding; poly(A) RNA polymerase activity
Source: RefSeq, a predicted model, not a curated record